Molecule: messenger RNA, 1284 nt
Organism: Drechmeria coniospora
Lineage: Eukaryota; Fungi; Ascomycota; Sordariomycetes; Hypocreales; Ophiocordycipitaceae
Product: serum paraoxonase/arylesterase family protein
Exons: 2
Coding region: 1-1284 (427 amino acids)
Source: RefSeq, a predicted model, not a curated record
AUGGCCGAACGUCGUGCAUUCGCCGGCGGCCCCGUCGUUGCCCUGCUGGUCGCCGCCUUUCUCGCCUUCCUCCUCGGCCCGGCCAUCCAGCGGACGGCGGUGGUGUUUGGCAUCUUCCGCCGCUUCGCCAACUCGACCAUCGCCGACGACGGCAGCUUCACCGUCCUCGGCGACACGAGGCACUGCGAGGACCUCCACUACCACGAACCCAGCGGCCUGCUCUUCACCGCCUGCGAGAGCGAGUCGGGCGGCGUGUCGAGGCACUCCUGGUUCCCGCCCCUGUGCCUCUUCGACGACGCCAAGGCGGCCUCGACGUCCCGCGGGUCCUUCAAGGUCAUCGAUCCCAAGACCAUGCACGUCAAGUCGCUGCCGCUGCAGAACUUCGACAAGCCCUUCGUCACGCACGGCAUCGACGUCCUUGAAGACUCGGACCGGCCCCUCGGCGAGGCCGUCUGGAUCUUCGCCGUCAACCACGUGCCCAACGACGAGCACUACGCCAAGCACGUCGAGGGCGCGCCCAAGAGCCGUUCGGUCGUCGAGGUCUUCCACUACCUCAUCGGCACCGACUCGGUCCGCCACAUCCGCACCGUCUCGCACUCGCUCAUCACGACGCCCAACGACAUCCUCGCGCUGACGCCGACGUCCUUCUUCGUCACCAACGACCACCACUACAGGGAAGGCUUCAUGAGGCGCGUCGAGGACAUGUUCUGGGGCGCCAAGUGGUCCAACACCGUCUACGUCCAGUACGAGGGCGCCGGCUCGUCCGACGACGAGGGCGUCGGCGCCUCCAUCGCCCUCGAGGGCCUCCACAACAACAACGGCAUCGGCCGCGGCCGCGGUCCUCAGGAGGUGGCCGUCAUCGGCUGCUGCAGCGGCCUGAUGCACGUCGGCACCAUCGACAGGCACACUAUCCGCGUGAGCGAGUCGGUCGAGUUCGACUCCAUGGUCGACAACCCGAGCUACUUCCGUGACCCGUACGCCAACGCCACCUACGACGCCAGCGGCUUCGUCCUCUGCGGCCUGUCGAGGGCCGUCGAUCUGCUCGCCCACAGCCGAGAUGGCGUCGCCAAGGACGGCGUCAUGGUGUGGAAGGCGUCGUCGACGGGAGGCCACGAGUGGAACAAGACGCUCCUGUUCGAGGAUGACGGCAGCAGGAUUCGCACCGGCAGCAGCGCCGUCCUCGUCGCCCUGGACCCUGCCGACGAGGGCGGCCUCCGCCGGGGGCGCCUCUUCGUCACCGGCUUCAUGUCGAGGAACAUGAUUGCCGUCGACAUUGACCUGUAG